GGAUUUCCUGGGCCCGGCUCUCUGGGGCCACUAUGGCGUUUGGGAAGAGCCACCGGGAUCCCUACGCCACCUCCGUGGGCCAACUCAUAGAAAAGGCUACAUUUGCUGGAGCUCAGACCGAAGACUGGGGCCAGUUCAUGCACAUCUGUGACAUAAUUAACACUACCCAGGAUGGGCCAAAAGAUGCAGUGAAAGCUUUGAAGAAAAGAAUUUCCAAAAAUUACAAUCAUAAAGAAAUCCAACUUACCUUGUCGCUCAUUGACAUGUGCAUGCAGAACUGUGGUCCAAGUUUCCAAUCUCUGAUUGUGAAGAAAGAAUUCAUUAAAGAUAGUCUGGUUAAGCUGUUGGAUCCUAAAUACACCUUACCAUUGGACAUUCAGAAUAGAAUCUUGAACUUCAUUAAGUGUUGGUCACAGGGUUUCCCAGGAGGUGUGGAUGUAAGUGAAGUGAAAGAAGUGUACCUGGAUCUGCUUAAGAAGGGUGUUCAGUUUCCUUCCUCAGAUGCAGAGGCUCCAACAGCAAGACAAGAGACCUCAUUGACUCCACCAGCAUCUGUUCCUACUGCACCAGCUCUUUCUUCAGUAAUUCCUCCCAGGAACUCAACUAUUACUUUGGUCCCAGAACAGAUUGGAAAGCUGCACAGUGAAUUGGAUAUGGUGAAAAUGAAUGUGAGAGUGAUGUCUGCCAUACUGAUGGAGAACACUCCCGGGUCUGAGAACCAUGAAGACCUAGAGCUUCUGCAGAAACUUUACAAGACAUGUCGGGAGAUGCAGGAGAGGAUCAUGGACCUGCUUGUGGUGGUGGAGAAUGAAGAUGUAACUGUUGAGCUGAUUCAAGUAAAUGAGGAUUUGAAUAAUGCCAUCCUUGGAUAUGAGAGGUUUAUUCGAAACCAGCAAAGGCUUUUGGAGCAACAUACGAACCAGAUGGAAGCCACCAAUACCACCAGUGAGCCCUCCGCUCCAUCUUGUGAGCUCCUGGAUUUAAGUCCCAGCACCCUGAUGUCAAUGGCCACUCAAGGAGAACUCAGCAACGUGAAUUCUCAGCUUUCAAACUUAAGUUUCAGCUCUCCAAGUCCUAUUGUAAGAAACAACUUGAAUCCCAGUCUUCAUUCAAAUGUGGAUUUGCUAGCCUCGGAAAAUACAGAAUCGCCCCUGUUUGCCCAAAGGACACGCCAAAACCACGCCUCAAGUCACACAUAUGAUAAUUUUCUAGAACACUCAAAUCCAGUAUUACUACAGCCAGUUAGCCUACAGACUGCCACAGUAACACCGUCAAACCAGACGCCACCCUCCUUGCCCAACAAUCAUCCAGCAAUGACAAAGAAUGAUCUCCAGCCACCCAAUUACUAUGAGGUAAUGGAGUUUGAUCCCUUAGCUCCUGCUGUCACUACAGAAGCUAUUUAUGAAGAAAUAGAUGUUCAUCCCCACAAAGGAGCUCGAAGUCAUAGUGACUGUUGAGGUUAAAGUGGAUGAUCAAUCAGCUCAUUAGCAGCAGAGGGGCUAGCUCUCUUAAAGGGUAGAUCCUAUCCAGCUUUGAGACCUGGAAGACAAGACCUACCAACAUGUGAAAGCCACAGUGGACCAUUUCUUCUCUGCUAUAAUGAAGUAUAAACAGAAGAAUAAUAAUUUCAGAGUAAUAUUCAUGAUUAAUGACAACCAAUCAAGAUUUCAGUAGAAUGUGGUUGUAGCAAAUAUUCACUUAAAACUUUGGAAGAACAAUUACUUAGUCCUUAGGCCAACCAGUUUAAUUG
Messenger RNA from Marmota flaviventris (yellow-bellied marmot), 1750 nucleotides. RefSeq names its product target of myb1 like 1 membrane trafficking protein (gene Tom1l1). The record is from RefSeq and is a predicted model, not a curated record. Gene Ontology annotation, molecular function: ubiquitin binding; phosphatidylinositol binding; clathrin binding. Gene Ontology annotation, cellular component: membrane; endosome. NCBI's taxonomy places the organism in Eukaryota, Metazoa, Chordata, Mammalia, Rodentia, Sciuridae. Gene Ontology annotation, biological process: signal transduction.